AUGGCCGUUGAGCCUUCUGAUACCAUAGAAAAUGUAAAAGUUAAAAUCCAGGAUAAGGAAGGCAUUCCUCCUGAUCAGCAGCGACUGAUUUUUGCUGGUAAGCAGCUAGAAGAUGGACGCACGCUGUCUGACUACAAUAUUCAAAAAGAGUCAACUCUUCACCUUGUGCUGAGACUUCGUGGUGGUGCCAAGAAAAGAAAGAAGAAGUCUUACACUACUCCCAAGAAGAACAAGCAUAAGAGAAAGAAGGUUAAGCUUGCAGUGCUGAAGUACUACAAGGUGGAUGAGAACGGCAAGAUCAGUCGUCUGCGCCGGGAGUGCCCCUCUGAGGAGUGUGGAGCUGGAGUCUUCAUGGCUAGUCACUUUGACAGACACUAUUGUGGCAAGUGCUGUCUGACAUACUGCUUCAAUAAACCAGAAGACAAGUAAAUGUACUAGACAAUAAAAAUCUGAAGUUCUGUACGGUUUAAGGAU
This is a messenger RNA of Pygoscelis adeliae (Adelie penguin), 474 nucleotides long. It is a transcript of the gene RPS27A, whose product is annotated as ribosomal protein S27a. Gene Ontology annotation, cellular component: nucleus; ribosome; cytoplasm. Lineage: Eukaryota; Metazoa; Chordata; Aves; Sphenisciformes; Spheniscidae. The coding region runs from base 1 to 429 and encodes 142 amino acids. Gene Ontology annotation, biological process: protein ubiquitination; translation; modification-dependent protein catabolic process. Gene Ontology annotation, molecular function: ubiquitin protein ligase binding; structural constituent of ribosome; protein tag activity. The record is from RefSeq and is a predicted model, not a curated record. The transcript is spliced from 5 exons.